UUUUCUUUUGGAACAACUCAGCUCAAGUGUUUACAGCUUUUCCCAAACUUCCCCAGCUGUCCCCCCUUGUCCUGGGAUGUUCUUCUUGAGCUGCACAUGGCCUUCUCACUUGGGCAAGUGGUCUAGAAACAGAAAUGAAACCUGAGCAAGAGAAAUGGGAGUGAAAGGCCUGAUAGAAUCAGAGAGCUACGAGACGGGCUCCGUGGAGACCAAAUUAGUAACAUGGAAUAAGAGCAGCUGUGUUUGGGAAGUCAGUGAGACUGCCAGUGCUUUGCACAAGUCACCUCCACAGCCCAGGACUGUCCUUACUUUGUAGUAAGGUCCAGUAGUAAAUUAAAACCCAGUGCACUUCCCAAGCUGUCAUUGAUAUCAUGUAAUAACUAAACAGCUUUUGGCUGUCAGAGGAUUCUGGGAACUGAAGUUCAAAACAUCUAGAAGCUGUAAUAUGGACAGCCCUGACAUAAAUUGUAACCCACUAUAUCAUAUCUUGACGUUCCACAUAAUCCCAUUCAUGUAAUGUAACCCCAGAAAAUAAAUAUAAUGUUGUGCAUACUGCAUAUAAGUGCCCCACCAAGAGCAGUUCCCAGGGCAGUUGCAGCUGUGUUUAUGGUAGUUGUGCUUCAGCAUACUUAGAGGGGUGGACAUAUUGUCCUAUUACAUGAAAUAAGCCUUCACUGCAGUCCUUGAGAAAGAGGUGCUGCACACUGACAGGAGGGAUUGUUUUGAAUCUCCCAAAAAAUUUUUUCUAUAAAACCCAGUCAAAAUGCAAUAUAACAUAAUAUAAGGCUUUGGCCUUAUAUCUUACAUGGGCCCUGUGUAUGGGGGGUUGCAGGUUCUCCUGAUGAGAAGCAUUGCCAAGCCCUGUGUAAUAUGGCAGCACUAUAAACAUGUUAACCAUGCCAUUUUUAUUAUAUAUUGACUCCUUUGGCUCUUCAUUUUAUUGGAGAUACAACUGCUGGCGCCCUUCUGCAGUUUUUGAACUGCAAUUCUCAACACUGUAUUGGAAAUUGUUAUCUGUCCCCCAGUUGCCAAUGCACGUCCUUCAUUGAUUUCCUGUAAUACGGGGUUAGGGGAAAAUAUCUGACUGGCUUGUUUCAUAUUUCCCAACAGCUCCAAGUGCCCUGGUUGGUAGUGCCCCGCCUGCCAGACUUGCCAGUGGUAAAGGGCACACACAUUGCCGCUCACACAGCACAUUAUAGAGGCAGAGGAAAGAUUGACUGCUGCUCCUCCCUCCCUUACUGGGGGGCUGAGUCUGAUCAGGUUACACUGCUCGCUAUGGAACAGGCAUCGCUGGCAGGCGAAGGGGUGAGGGACAGUUCAUAGGAAGAAGUCACUGUAGUGGGAUUGCUGGGCUCCCUCGCACAUACCCCUGCCGUGGGUAUAAUGGACUGCCCCUGACAUCUUUGCAGAGACUUUAUAAUGUGCCCGUUUCCCUGAGCAGCACCAGGAUGAAAUGACAUUCCCAGGCAUUAUCUCCUCGGCUCCUUGAGCCACUGCCAGCAGCAAAGGAUUUGGCAGCUAGCCACCUACUGGCAUCUUGGCACACGGGGCAUUGUCUUUCAUGGUUUCCCCUUCAUUUGGAACAUUUCAUGUGUGAAAGUUCCCGGGCUACUAAUGGGAUAAGUGGACUUGAGGAACGGGAUCUUGGCUACUGCUGCUGGUGCCAUUCUAGCCAAACUGGUUCUGGACUUUGAUGGGUCGGUGCCCAAUUGCAACUCUUGUUUAGAUCCUGUGCUGGGUGUUUUACCCAGACUGCCAUUCUAGAUGCUCCUCGGGGCAUCCUGGCUGUGCACCUCUAAAGGAGCCCAGAAGGCAUCCAGAGGGGAGGAAGAGGAGCGGAGAAGGGAACGGAGAGGCCGAAGGGAAGGGGGAAGCGGUGGUGGUGGCGGUGGAGAGAUGGACGAGUCGUCGCUGUUGGAUCUGUUGGAGUGCUCCGUGUGCCUGGAGAGGCUGGAUACCAGUGCCCGAGUACUACCAUGCCAACAUACCUUCUGCCGCCGCUGCCUGCACAGCAUUGUCAGCUCCAGGAACGAGCUGCGCUGCCCGGAGUGUCGCAUCCUUGUGGAGUGUGGGGUGGAUGAUCUGCCAGCCAAUAUCCUGCUGGUCAGGCUGCUAGAUGGCAUCCGCCAGAGACCUCGGGGUAGCCCUACAGGCAGCCCAACGGCGACUGGACAGCAUGGUAGCAGCAACAACAGCAACAAUCACAGCAGCAACUGUGGCAGCCCGGGGUGCUCGGCCGCCCACACAGCCAAUGCCUCCUGCACCAGCAGCCUGAGGGAUCUGGCAACUGCCAGCCAAAAUGCCCUCAUGCUGGCAAAGAAUAUCUCACAACUGCCCUGUGGAAGAGCACUUUAUGCCUAUGAGGGCAAGGAACCAGGAGAUCUAAAAUUUAAUAAGGGCGAUAUAAUAAUUUUACGAAGAAAAGUGGAUGAGAACUGGUACCAUGGAGAACUGAACGGAAAUCGAGGCUUCUUUCCAGCAAGCUACGUCCAAUGCAUAAAGCCACUGACUCAACCGCCACCACAGGGCAAAGCACUUUAUGACUUUGAAAUCAAAGAUAAAGAUCAAGAUAAGGAUUGCUUAACAUUUACUAAGGAUGAAAUUUUGACUGUAAUAAGACGUGUCGAUGACAACUGGGCUGAAGGAAUGUUGGGAGACAAGAUCGGUAUUUUUCCCAUCCUGUAUGUGGAGCUGAACGAAACAGCAAAACAGCUCAUUGAGAAGGACAAGAUGUGUUUAACAGCAGCGCAAGGCUAUGAGGUCCCUGUCUCAUUUGAUGCCAGCAUGUUAGUCAGUGUGACUCAAAGCCCUACUUUAAACAGUGCCGGAGCAGGCAGUGCCAACCAGAGGCACAUCGACAUCAAGAGGAAUACCAAGAAACGGCAUUCAUUCACUGCCCUGAGUAUGACGCACAAAUCCUCCCAUGCCAUGAAUAACAGGCAUUCCAUGGAAAUUAGUGCACCAGUAUUGAUCAGUUCUAGUGAUCCCCGUGCUGCUGCCAGAAUCGGAGAAUUGACUCAGCUUUCAUCCAGUGCUCCAGCCCAGGAUUCCUCUGCAUUUGGCUCUUCGUCUGUGGCUGGUGCAGCAGGUCCAAAAACAGGCACGGUUAUUGGAGAGCAAGGAACAUCACCAAAGAUUCAGUUGCCCCUCAACAUAUACUUAGCUCUUUAUGCAUACAAACCACAGAAAAACGAUGAACUGGAGCUGCGCAAAGGUGAGAUGUACAGAGUCAUUGAGAAAUGUCAAGAUGGAUGGUUCAAGGGGACAUCUCUACGGACCGGGCAGUCAGGGGUAUUUCCAGGCAACUAUGUCACUCCUGUUUCCAGAGUACCUGCAGGGCUUGUUCAUGCUAGGAACUGCACCAUGGGGGCUUCACACACAACUAGAGGGUCUCCACUGGCAGUCCAUACAUCUACAGGUGGGACAACAAACUGUACUAAUGUCGUCAGACCGAUCCUCCCUAUUACUGUGCCUCAACUACACCCCCAUCAGUCACCAACAAACUCCAGCAACAUGAAGAUUUCAGCACAACACCAGGCCCGCAGCACAAUACAGAUGGGCCAUUCUUCAGCACAGCCCCAGGAAAGGCCCACAGCCACUGUGUCACCUCUAAGGACUCAAAGUUCUCCAUCACGUCUUCCAGCUAACUUAAAUAGGACACAUUCUAUUGUAUCUCCACAACAUAUUCAGCAAUCUGGCUUACCAUCUCCUCCUAUCCACUGUGCAAGGCCGGUCAUUCCAUUGACAUCUGCCGCAGCAGCUAUAACACCUCCAAAUGUCUCUGCGGCAAAUUUAAAUGGUGAGGCUGCUAAUGGACCUAUCAGCUUGCUGACUGGCAGCCCUACAAACACAGGCUGUAGAACAGACGAAAGGAAAACUGAAAAGAGAGAGAAGAAGAGUGGACUUCUGAAAUUGUUAGUUGGAGCUUCUGCAAAAAAGAAAUCUCGAUCUCCACCCUCCAUCUCGCCAACUCAUGACCCUCAGGUUGUGGUAGAAGGAAUGAUACAAGGAGCGGUGGGACUGGAGCUGUCCUCUAUGAACAGCCAUGGCAGGGCAGGAUCGUGUCCGCUUGAAAGUGAAAUGCAAGGAGCGAUGGGAAUGCAUCCCUUGCACAGAAAAACUGGCUCUUUAGAUCUUAAUUUCUCAUUUCCUUCACCAGUAAGACAACCUGUUUCUGCAAUGAUUGCUGUCCGACCUGAGCCCAAAACUUUAUUCAGGGAGAGGUAUCGGGUUGUUGUGCCAUACCCACCUCAAAGUGAAGCAGAAAUUGAGCUGAAAGAGGGAGACAUUGUUUUUGUUCACAAAAAACGAGAAGAUGGUUGGUAUAAAGGCACUUUGCAAAGAAAUGGAAGGACAGGACUUUUCCCUGGAAGCUUUGUAGAGAGUUUCUGAUGGCUGCUCUCAAAAGUAAUUGUAUGGCUUCUAAUACAAAACAAAAGAGAAGGCACCAACAUGAAACUGUAAUCGCCUGAUUGGAAAAUCUUGUAAUGUGCUGGUGAUGUAAGAGAUGUUCCUAGAGCACAAGUCAACAAACAAAAGGGGUGCUUUAUUGUUUUCAUUUUGACUUCCAAAGAUGGGCUUGGACCCUCGAUUCCUACACCUGAAGAAAUGCAGUGAUAUAAAUGUCCUUCACUAAGAUGGGACUGGGUGGAAAAGUAGUGCCUUCCUCUUACAAUCAGUGGCUGAGAGGAUUCCCAUUUUGAUGCUGUUUGCUAACAAUAAUAUAUUGAUGACGAAUGAAAUGUUUUAUGUAUAUUCUACCCUAACUUAUUUGUCUAAACUGCAGUGUUCUUAUUACUUGCCUAUGCAAGAAGGAAUAGGGAGAAUGGACAGGUUAUAAAUAAGUCAUGUAUUGUACUGCAGACUUUCUUUUGAUGGACAUGGUAAUUCAGAAACAGCAAACUAACUGGUUUUCUCAUUGUCUUGCAGUCUGCAACAGUUUAUAUAAACAUAGUGGGGACUAACUACAUUUGUUUGUGUGAUGUCUGUUUUGGGAGAUAAUAUAUUUAAUUAUUUGUCCUUGACUACACUAUAGAAUAUUACAUUGUA
Molecule: messenger RNA, 5049 nt
Organism: Xenopus tropicalis (tropical clawed frog)
Lineage: Eukaryota; Metazoa; Chordata; Amphibia; Anura; Pipidae
Gene: sh3rf3
Product: SH3 domain containing ring finger 3
Exons: 10
Coding region: 1765-4392 (875 amino acids)
Biological process (GO): protein ubiquitination
Cellular component (GO): perinuclear region of cytoplasm; lamellipodium; Golgi apparatus
Molecular function (GO): metal ion binding; ubiquitin protein ligase activity
Source: RefSeq, a predicted model, not a curated record